AUGCGCCCCGGCCUUCCGCGACGAUGUCUGUUCGCAGCAUCAAGCGUCCGAUCCUACGCUAGUCAAACACCAGGCAACCCCAUGCUUGAGAUAUUCAAUCGCAAGACAAAGCAUUUACAGAAGGACCGAGCUGCGCGGAACGUUGAGGAGAGCCGAAAAGUCGAUUACUUGAAAGAUGAGGUGGCAAUGCGCUUAUGCGAACGGUUGCUGGACAUCAAGCGUGAUUUUCCAAAUGUCCUUGAUCUUGGCGCAAACAGCUGCAACAUUGCGCGGAUGUUGACGACACCCUACAUCGACGAAGGGACACCCGAGGGUAUAAUUACACCACCCCUGUCAUCAAAAAUCUCCAAACUCACAUGCGCGGAUACAUCACGAGCGUUACUUCACCGAGAUGAGGAUAUGGACUUCAAUAAGGAGAUCGACAUCCACCGCGACGUGAUUCCGGACUUGGAGACAUUGCCAUACCAGCCAAACACAUUCGAUGCAGUACUGUCCUCGCUAUCAAUUCACUGGAUCAAUGAUCUGCCAGGACUGCUUAACCAAGUGAACACUAUACUCAAGCCGGAUGCUCCUUUUAUUUGUGCUAUGUUUGGCGGUGACACCCUGUUCGAGCUUCGGGGAUCGAUGCAGCUUGCUGAUCUCGAACGACGCGGUGGUGUGAGUCCCCAUGUGUCUCCACUUGCAGAUGUGAAGGAUGUUGGAAGUUUGUUGAACCGCGCUGGUUUCAAGAUGCUUACGGUGGAUGUUGAGGAUAUCGUGGUGGAGUUCCCGGAUACAUUUGCUCUCAUGCAAGAUCUCCAGGCUAUGGGUGAAAGCAAUGCUAUUAUGCACCGUGAGGCUGGUCCCAUCUCCCGGGAUGUCUUGUUGGCUAAUGAGGCUAUCUACCGUACCUUGCAUAUGGAUGAGGAUGCUCCCGGUAUCCCUGCUACUUUCCGAAUGAUCUAUAUGAUUGGCUGGAAAGAGGGUAAGAACCAACCGCAGCCAUUGCAGCGCGGUAGUGGUGAUGUCAAUCUCAAAGAUAUCCUUGGAGGAGGUGAUUUUUCAAAGCCUUGA
Molecule: messenger RNA, 1053 nt
Organism: Penicillium malachiteum
Lineage: Eukaryota; Fungi; Ascomycota; Eurotiomycetes; Eurotiales; Aspergillaceae
Exons: 2
Coding region: 1-1053 (350 amino acids)
Biological process (GO): mitochondrial respiratory chain complex I assembly
Cellular component (GO): mitochondrion
Molecular function (GO): S-adenosylmethionine-dependent methyltransferase activity
Source: RefSeq, a predicted model, not a curated record